Messenger RNA from Mytilus californianus (California mussel), 5871 nucleotides. Its product is annotated as early endosome antigen 1-like. Lineage: Eukaryota; Metazoa; Mollusca; Bivalvia; Mytilida; Mytilidae. The transcript is spliced from 16 exons. The coding region runs from base 164 to 2422 and encodes 752 amino acids. The record is from RefSeq and is a predicted model, not a curated record.
UUACCCGGAUGUGAAUGUUUUCAUUGGUUUCAAAAUGGAGUCAAAACAAGAAAAUGCAUGAAAUGUAGAUGCUAAAACCACAAUUCCUUAUGAAAUAUGCAAAUGACUUAUUCAAACAAUAUAAAACAAGUUCCAGUCCACCAGAGUAACACAAGAAAACGGAAUGAAAACAGAUGUAAACAUGUCAGAGAAACAAAUCAACAACCAGGAGAUGUUUGAACACUAUAGCCCACAGUAUCCUCUUCCUGAAGAGAUCAACAAAAUGGAGAGAGACGAGACUGUAUGUAAAUACUGUGGUGUUAGUUACCUCAUACAUAAUGAGAUUAAAAAGUUAGAGGAGAAACUGAAAGCUACAGAAAAGGAACUGGAACAUUUGAAGGGAUGUGAAGUCAGGGAAAAUCAACUUAAAGAAAAAGUUACUCAAUUAAAGUCAGAAAUUGCUGAUCUUCAAAAUAUUAUUAGCGAUAAAAGUUUAAUGAUAACAACAUUACAAGAGAGUUUAGAGAAUGAAUCAAAUAUGACAAUUAAGUUACAAAAUCAUAACCAUGAAUUAGUGAAGAAUCUAGAGAACACAACAAAAGUGAAAGAUGAUUUACAACAGAAACUCAAAUCAAGAAAUGUAAUAUUUGACAAGCAGCUGCCACUGAUAAGAAAGAAGAUACAAGAACAAAAGACAGAAGUCACAAGUGUCCAUCAGUUUGUAGAAGAAAGAAAUAAAAAGAUAAAGGAAGAAAUGAUGUUAAUGUUUUCUGAUCUGAAACAGAUUUGUCAACAAAGAGAUAAUGAAAAGAUGAAACUACAGGAAAAGAUAAGUUCAUUGGAAACUGAAAAGGGUGAGGCGCUGUUGACAAGUGUAGCAAUGAAGGAAAAGGUUAAAGGUCAAGAACAAGAUUUACAGCAACUUUCAAUAUUGGUGGAUGAAAACAACAAACUACAGCAACAGUUAUCCAAUAUAGAAACAAAAACAAGAGAUUUACAACACGAAUUGGACGAGGCAGUAUCUAAAUGUAGAAGUUUAACAAUGGAAUCUCAACAGUUCAAAGAUCAGUUAAGGAAUAAAAAUCAGGACAUGGAAGAACAAACAGCACAGUUCAGACGGAAGGAACAAAACUCUGAAAUGACAAUACAAAAAUUACAGAAUGAACUAGGGAAGAAACAAGCAGAAUUUGCAUCUGUUUUAAAAGAUUAUAAAAACUUAGAAAACCGACUUCAUGAACAACAGAGAAAAGAGGAAGAAAUCCACAGGAAAGCUACUUUUACUGUCACUGAAAGUAGAGAACUUAAAGAUGUAUUGAACAAAGCAAAAGCAGAGAUAGAACAAUUAAAAUCUGAGAGAGAAGUGAUGAUAACCUCCCAUCAGAACAGAAUAGAACAGCUUAGACAAAGUUUCCAAAAUAAACUAUUUGAGGCAGAUAAAUGGCCAGAAAAGUUAGAGGAAGCUUUGAGGAAAGAGAGAGAGAAACAUCAAACAGCUUUGAAAGCUUUAGAAGACAGCCUAGUAGAAAACUUUGUCAUGGAAAUGCAGAUAGAGAAACAGAAAUAUCAAGAAUUAUUAGAAAAAUAUCAAGGUUCUACUAAAAACCAGGAAUCAAUGUUAAAAUCACAGCUUAAUGAUGUGGAAAAUAGGUACAAAGCUGAGAUCAGGGAUCUACAGAAACUCUUAGCAGAUAAUAAAACAAGAGCUAAGGAGACAGAAGAAUCUUUGAGAAGAGAAAUUGAAAGUCUAAAAUCAAUUAUUCGAGACCUAGAAGAUAGAUUAGCUCGGUUAGAUCAUGGUAGUGAUGAAAAGAUGGCUGAACUGAAAAUACAGCUUAAAGAAACCCAUGAGGAGUUAGAGGAAGCUAGAGAGGAACUUACUAAAAAGUCUGAUUUAUUGAAGACAACAAAAGAUGAGGUGAAGUUUUUACAAGAAACAGUACAAAGGGAAGUAGAGGAAAGGUUUGAGUUGACAGAGGCACUGAGUACUGCCAGGACAGAACUUCUGAAACUAAAGAAACCUCCAGGUGGGUACAGCGGAGGCAGUAAUCCACGACAGUCGACUGCCGACAGUAACAUGUCGUUGAAAUCUGUCAGUACAGUGAACAACAAUACAGCAAAUACAGAAAACAUGAACAGUGCUAGGAACUCUUCUGUCAGUGAUCUGAACAGUGCAAGGAAACAUUCUAAUGAUGAUCUUAAUAAACUAAAUAAUAAAAAUUUAAAUAGACAGGGGACUUACACAUCAUCGAAAAGUUUAAACCCACUGAAAACACCGCCAGUACAAUCAAGAGAGAUAUCUACAGUCAGUGCAGCAACGGUCAGCAGUUCUCAUAGUUCUGUUUCGUAUGGCGGUGAUCCUGCUAAGCCUCAAGGAAAAAUGAAAGGAGGAUCUAUAGCAGACACUAGAAAAAGGAUAGCAAACAUUUUAGGGAGAAAAUCAUGAUACUAUAUACAAUUUUUACUAGCAGUGUUUUAAUUGAAAUCCUUAUAAGAGAUUGUGCUUUUACUCAGAAUUUUUUAGGCAGUUUUUACAAAUAUGAGGGUGAAGUAUAAUUUAUUUAUUAUAAUAUUGCCAAGUUAUGCUAGUCAAAUUUGUAAGUUAGUCCACACUGGAUCAGUUUAUCAUUCUUUGGAUUUUUUUCUUAAUUUGAAAGGUAAGAUGUUGAAUAAAUAUAAGUUCUCUGUGUCACACUCCAAAAUGAUUAAAAGCCACCCAUUUUAGCUUUUGUUGAUAAAUUUAAUUAAGAUAAAGACACUUGAGGUCACAUCUAUAUUUGAAUCAAAAGUGAAAUUUUAGUCCUCAAAAAUAUCAUUUUUUGUCGUAAAAAAAAAUAAUCAUUAGAGGCAUUUAAACACUUGAACAUUGUUUCAAAAAGCUUUUGAAAGCUUAAAAUACGUAAUUUUUGAAUGUAUGUACAAUUACAGUUGUAAAAGCCUUACUGUUUGCUUUAUUGAUCAUUCUCAUUCUUUACAUUUUUUUAAAAUAAUAUAACUGAAUAAAAGUAAGUUAAGAACUGGUUUUCAACUAUUAAUGUCUUCCAGAAAAAAGAAAGAAUGAAUCAUUGAUUUGGUGUUAGCAUAUAUAUUUUUUAUACUCAAUGUGAUAAAGAUGAAUUUGUGCAUUUACUUUUAUAAUUUAUGUAUUUAUUGGUGUUGUUAAGAUUGCUCCUGUUUAUUGCCAUAUCAGCCAUGAAUGUUAUGGAUGAAACUUCUCUGUCAUCAAAACCUGACCUUCAGUGUUAUAAGAUCUGUGUCAGAAUAAGUAAUGAUUGUAAACCAUUUAUAUAUUGUUUCUAAUUAUAGUCAUUCUUGAGUAACUGAAUUUUUACAUGGUUCAUACUGUGGAUUCAUAUAUUUUUAGCUCACCUGGCCCAAAAGGGCCAAGUGAGAUUUUCUCACCACUUGGCAUCCGUUGUUGUCGUUGUCUGUUAACUUUUACAAAAAUCUUCUCCUCUGAAACUACUGGGCCAAAUAAAAGCAAACUUGGCCUUAAUCAUCCUUAGGGUAUCUAGUUUAAAAAAUAUAUCCGAUGACCCUGCCCAUCAACCAAGAUGGCCACCAUGGCUAAAAAUAGAACAUGGGGGUUAAAUGCAGUUUUUGGCUUAUUUCUCUAAACAAAAGCAUUAAGAGCAAAUCUGACGGGGUAAAAUGUUCAUCAGGCCAAGAUCUAUCUGUCCUGAAAUUCUCAGACAAAUCAGACAACCCGUUGUUGGGUUGCUGCCCCUGAAUUGGUUUUAUUAAGGAAAUUUUGCAGUUUUUGGUUAUUAUCUUGAAUAUUAUAAUAUAUAGAGAUAAACUGUAAACAGCAAAAAUGUUCAGCAAAGUAAGCUCUACAAAUAAGUCAAACAUGAUCAAAAUUGUCAAUUGACUCCUUAAGGAGUUAUUGCCCUUUAAAGUCAAUAUUUCACAAUUUUUUGUAAAUUUUUGUAAUCUUUUACAAAAAUCUUCUCCACUUAAUAAUCUACUGGGCCAAAUAGAAUUAAACUAAGCCACAAUUUUCAAUAGCGUUUCUUGAUUGAAAAAAGUAUUGGACAACCAUGUCAUCUAACCCACAUGGCCGCCAUGGCUAAAAAUAGAACAUAGGGGUUUACUAUAGAAGUCUAUGGGAAAAUUGUAAAAAAACAAUUUCAAAUGGUCACAACUUGAAAACUAUUUUAAAUAAUGAUAAGGGGUCUUCAGUAACUAUUGUAAGACUUUAAAGGGAUGACCUGCUUUAAAUUUAACUACUGGGCAGAAUUAAACCAAACUUGGCCUCAACUAUUAUUAGGGUAUCUAAUACUAUUUAUUAUGAUUUUAACCUUAUUUUACAUGAUUUCCAAAGCCACAGUAGAUACAGGUGAUCGACACAGGCUCUUGAGAGCCUCUAGUUUGGAUUUUAAUUAUUGUGGAUUGAGGAAACAUUAUAUUUUUCUGGAUAUUUUAUUUUUGUUGAACAGUUAAAUUCCUGGUUUCCCUAUACCCUGGAAAUCAAUGAAAAAGUUGGUAUCUCACUAUUAAUAUUGAAUCCACAGUAUGGUAUUUUUUUAUGAGCAUUUAGGAAAAAUACCUUAUGAUAUAUGUUAUAUUGUUGCUUUAGCUAUAGUGUAUUUCAAUUUCAUUUCAUGCAGAACAUUAGACUUAUCAUCCCACUGUCCAAGGCAUGGUUUUGGUGACUUUAAAUUAGUCAAGUGGUUAGAAUAAUUUUUGGUAGGUUACAAUGUUUCUGAAGAAGAAAUUAUAAAAUGUACAAUGGUAAUGCAAUAUUACAGUGCUAUUUGUCACAUAAGAGGUCUUUUGAUUUUGAAAAAAAAUAAAUGAAAAAUUGUGAAAAAUAAUUUGUCCAUUAUAUUUUUUGAAAAUACAAGAAAUAAGUAUCCUGCCGAUAAAUGUUUUACUUACUUAUUAAGAAGGUAAUGUAUUUCUCAUAUCAAGAUAUUCACCAACACUACUGUGAUAUUGUUUAUUGUAAAGAACUUUUGUGGUCAAUGUGUUCACUUAGGCCCACUGUCUAUGCAAGCUACAGUAAGCUACAUUUAACAGCAUCCCUGGGUCUAACAGGUAGUUAAAUAAGAGGAAAAAUCAUCAAUUUGUCUUUUUAUCCCUGAUUGCCAACUUCAGGGUUUGAUUACCUUAGUUGGCUUUAAACAUACCUGUAACUGCUACUUAAAAUAGAAUAAAUUAGACAAAAUUCAAUAUAAAGUUGUCAAUAUUUUUGUUAAUUCCUACCAGUAAUAAACUUAUAACUCCCAUAAUAAAUUCUAUAUAUUUUUUAGGCAGUUAAGCUGCCUAAUGCUAGCACCCUAGAUUUGUGUUCUUCCGAACGAAUGCUGAAAAGAGUGCCAUUGUUAUUAACUAGCAAGCUAAUAUGUUAUUUAUAACUUAUUGGACACUUUUUUCAUACUUUUAAUUCUGGAAUACAAAAAAUAUGACCAGAAUAACCUUAAAUGAUCGUCGAACGACGUAAAAUAUUUGAAGUUGCACAUAGGAAAUAGUGCUCAAUAGAAAUCCGUACGUAGUUUAUUAUCCCCUGUGCUUUUGGCUAAGAUGUCAAAGAACAAUUGUAUGAAAUAUUUCAUCGCCGAAAUUCUCUAAUUACAAGUCAUUUACAUUUCCCAAAUGGCAAAAGGCGCAGCAAUAUUGUUUGGUGGCUGAGAAUUAUAUCACAUGUACCUACUAGUCUAAGUUGGCGGUAAUUUUAACUUAAAAGAUACACGAAACGUAAGUUAGACAUUGAUUCUGAUGAUAUAAAGCCCGAUUAUAAGUAAAUAUUGUUAAUCAUGAUAUUCUUUUUGCUUAAGAAGAUUGUGAUUAUUUAAUUGAUUUCAAUUUAAUGUAUGCACAUGUAAAUUCCUUUCUUUAAUUAUAUUAUUCCGUGUCUCACUGACCUUGCCAGAUAAAGUUGUUGUUAUUUUA